UCAAUUCCGAUUUUGUUGUCCUUCAAGAAGAGGAGACUUGACGAAAACACUGAAAUCAUUUUCGACAAUUUUUGGGGGGAUUUCUCACUUGUUGCAAAGCAAGCAGGAGCACCAUGUUUUACAAAUUCAAUUCUAUCACGCAAAAUUUGACGUCAGCGUCACAAGAUGUGUCCAUGGGCCGGCCUGUUUCUGUCCAGGGAUUAUCGUCAUCCAUAGCAGAGACCCCAAAAACAUUUUACGACUUUAAGCAAUCAGCUGUCCCCAAAAAGGCUGAAGCCCGCCAGAUGUCACAGUCAGCGGUGUCUGGGAAGUAUCCUGUGCCAAACAACUCAGCAUACAAGAAACUGAUGGCGCUGCAGACCAGAUUCACAGCCGCUGAUGGGAAACUGGUUUGGCAGAAGCUGCCCAAAGAUAUGCCUCUCUAUUACCUCUCUGUAGGUUUGGUGUCUGCUGGUGUCCUCCUGACGUUUUACACACUCAAGCAAAUGGCAACACCUCCUAAAAAUGAAUGAUGAAUGAAUUUUUUAGUCAAAAAGUGUACAUUUGAUUGAUUCAUGUUGCUAUUUUUUUUCCCCACAUGACUGGUGGUAAAUUAUUAAUUGUUGUUUUCAAUGAUUGUCUAAAAUUGUCUUUGUGUGGACAACAGGAGACUGAGUGAUGCAGAAUACUUGUAUGGUAUGAAUAAGGAGUAAGAAAAAAAGACAGUGAUGUGAUGAACUCCUCACGGUUUUGUGCUUUGAAUGGCUCAGUGAAUUUUGUUGCAGAGAUGAAUUGAAUUGACAUACUAAGCUUUGAGUCAAGACUUUAUUUUUUACUCUACAAUCUUUGUUUGUCUAGUUAUCAUGUCUCUGCACAUGUUUUCUGACUCUAAAGACAUACUUAACACAGUCCUUGAUUUUAUAGGAACGAAUUAAAAGUGGAAAUUUGAAA
Molecule: messenger RNA, 930 nt
Organism: Aplysia californica (California sea hare)
Lineage: Eukaryota; Metazoa; Mollusca; Gastropoda; Aplysiida; Aplysiidae
Exons: 3
Coding region: 114-512 (132 amino acids)
Biological process (GO): mitochondrial electron transport, cytochrome c to oxygen
Source: RefSeq, a predicted model, not a curated record